This is a messenger RNA of Notodromas monacha, 4781 nucleotides long. Lineage: Eukaryota; Metazoa; Arthropoda; Ostracoda; Podocopida; Cyprididae. The record is from the annotation of a GenBank genome assembly.
AUGACAAUACUUGGGAAGUACCCCGAGGCGAAACUUUCUGGCGAUCCUUUGCAGGAAUCUCAUCGGAAUGGGUCUGCCCGAAGCACUCCACAGCAACAAGCCACUACACAGCAGCAGCAACAACAACGUCCGCCUCUGAACAUGGAGCGGCUUUGGGCAGGCGACAAAAGUCAGUUGCCGCCCCAAGCACAAUCAGGCAUGGACUCGGGCGCCCUAAACUUGAGCGUGCAGCAUUGGUCGCCGCAAGACGGGACGACUGGGCACGAGUCUUUCCAUCCGGCGAGUCGAGUGCCGAGUCACGAAAUCGGCGCCCACGAAGAGGAAGACGACGAACAGCCCAUGGUUUGCAUGAUCUGCGAAGACAAGGCCACUGGCCUUCAUUACGGCAUCAUCACUUGCGAAGGAUGCAAAGGCUUCUUCAAAAGGACAGUACAAAAUAAGCGCGUGUACACGUGCAUUGCUGACGGGAACUGCGAGAUCACCAAAGCGCAGCGGAACAGAUGUCAAUACUGUCGGUUCCAGAAAUGUCUGCGACAAGGAAUGGUUCUUGCUGCUGUGCGCGAGGAUCGAAUGCCUGGUGGCAGAAAUUCAGGGGCUGUGUACAACUUGUAUAAGGUGAAGUACAAGAAGCAUAAGAAGUCGCCAAAGAAUGGCCAGUUGAAAGGUGACGUCAACGGAGGGAAAGGGGGCAUGAUGCACCAAGGCGGAAAACUGGGCAAUUUCGUGUCUCCAAUCUCAGCUGAGCAGUCGCCCAUGGGUGGCCCUCUUCCACUUUCGAAUGGCAAUAUUCUCAAGACAGCUUUGACCAAUCCUAGUGAGAUAAUCCGUCUGCGUCAGCGACUUGAUGCCGGAUCGUCAGUGACGAGCAGUAGUAGUGCAAGCAGUGGUGGUGGCAGUCCUCACAGUGGGCCCAGCGGAGAUCACAGGUUCUCCCCACCGGCGCCACCUCCGCACACGAUACAGCCUCCAGUUCAUUUGUCCCACCCUGGUUACUUGAACAGCCCGAGUCCCGUCAAACUCGAACGCAGUGCAAGCGCGGAAGCAGCUGAUGCAUUAAUUCAGCAGCUGUUGUCGUGUGACGAUUUCGAGGAUAUUGCCACGCUUCGGAACAUUGACGAGCUGUUGGACAAUGAAUCUGAGCUGUCGUCCAAACUGUGUCAGAUCGGCGACUCAAUCGUCUACAAGCUUGUUCAGUGGACGAAGCGCUUACCCUUUUAUUCCGAAUUGCCGGUUGAAGUGCAUACAAAGUUGUUGACUCAGAAAUGGCACGAGCUUCUGGUCCUGACGACUUCGUCUUAUCAAGCAAUUCAUGGGGCCAACCGACUGGCUUCAACGUUGUCGGACGGCACCGAGGCUCAUUUCUCACAAGAGGUGUCAAACAACCUUUGCACCCUUCAGACCUGCCUGACCUCCAUGAUGGGGCGUCCUAUAAGCAUUGACCAGCUGCGAUCUGAGGUCGGCACAAUGGUGGAGAAGCUGACGCAAGUCACGAUGAAUCUCAGGCGUUUGCGAAUUCGCCCUCAAGAAUACGUGUGCCUCAAAGUUAUUGCCAUGCUGACUUACGGUAAAGGAGCGGAAGAGACGAAUACGGUACUCGACACUAUCCGAGAGAGAUACCUAUUGUGCCUGAAAACGUUCUGUGAGAGUUAUUUCCCGCACCAGGCGUCCAGGUUCACCGAUUUGCUAGUCCGACUACCUGAGGUUCAAUCUGCGGCAAGUUUGCUGUUGGAAAGCAAAAUGUUCUACGUGCCGUUUUUACUCAACUCAACGAUCAGACGGUAGCUCGUGAGAAAGCUUCUCAAGUCCCGUCGCCGGAGCCUUCUUCCUCGUCGGUUCUCGGAUUCUCGCCUUGCGUCCGAUACAAGCGGCGCUUCUGUCCGCUAUUUUUCGCGGAUCCGACUUUGCGCUAUUUUUUCUUCUCGCCGAUUGUGAGGAGAGCCUUUGUUAUGCGCAGAUUUAUCUCUUUUUUUUCGCGAGACGAUUGGCUCAAGCUAUUUUUCUACUUUCAUUUCCGUUGUUUUUCGUGACAAAAAGUGACGGAUCUCCUCCGACUGCAUUGAGUACACGCUUCCUCUCGGUUUCUGCUCUCACACAUCCGCGAUUAUUUUGGAGAAACCUUAAUUUAUUUUGCGUUUUGUCCUCGACGUUUGAGAGCUUGAGACUGGAGGAUCAUUCCUUUCAGUCGCGCUCCUUCGUCCGAGACAAGGUCUAGCGGUGGUUCUAAGUUACCCAUUUUUCAAUUCGUUUUGGUCUGCACUCAUCUCGAGUCGUCCCGUAGUUUGAGUUCCGUUGGCGCUGUAAGGCUGAAGUGUACGAUGAUCUCUACACUCGGAGGGGACAAGUUUAAUUUAUUGAUUGCCAAAGAAGGUUUUGGUGCCGACGGGAUCCCUUGAACUCGAGAGCCAUCUCGAGCGCUCCGGCGAAGGAAUUCUGCCUUGGAUAGGUCGUAGAUUCUAAUUUUUUUCUCGAAUGAGUCGGGAGCAAAGUAUUACAGAGAGUGGGAAGUUUGUUGUUUUCUCGCCAUUUAACACUGGUGGGCGAGAUUUUUUUUUCGCGUCGAAGCUAGUCGUAUUGUUUUGUUUUUGUUUUGCACGGUCCCUGAACUCGGUUCUAUGCGUAACGUGUACAGAGCAGGAGAGAUUCGUUUAUUCAUUUUCCUCGAAAGAAGGAGCAAUUCACGAGAUUUUUUUUGUUCCACCCGCGAUGAAAGCGGGACAACCAGUUGGCACAGACGAGCAGAAAAUAUUCGCCCGUGUUUGUAAAUUUGUAAGAAAGUUAGAGCAAAACUGUUCGUUGUUGAUUUGCUUUAAUGGAUACUGAGUAUAAUCAUGCGUUUUUUUUUCGCCUUGCGCUGCUUUGGUGUUGUUUUGACGAAACGUUCCUGUUCCCUUUCUCGAGUCUUCCGCUGCGUCUCUCAAGAUCUGAAUCCCCGUUCCCCUGUUUUUUGCCUUUUUCUACGUGAUUUUCUACGAAUUUUUCUCUGGGUGAAAAUUGCACUGCCGGGGAGCACAGGGGAGCUCCCGUGGAAACGAAGGAUUUCUUCCUUUUUCUGUCUCGUGUGUGGGAUUCGCUCAAACCACUGGUCGCUUUGUCGCCAGCGUGACGUGGAACGGUUCUCGAGUGAUCUCGGGAAGUUCAGAAAGCUAUAUAUUCUUUGGGGAAGAACUUUUAUUUGCCUGGGAAUAAAAAGAGGAGGAACUGGGAAAGAUUUCGUCCAACCUUUCUUCCCGGAAGAUAUUUUAGAAUCCGCCGGGCGGGGCGGAGAGAUUUCUAAUCUGGAUUUCAGACUGAGCAUAAUAGCAAAUUAGAAGGGGAAACGAUUUUUUUUUUAUUGGCUGUUGUGAGCUGUUGGACUCAUGUAACCCAUUUUAGAGGAUCAUGUUAGUAGGGCAAGCAGAAAAUUCGCCGGCUUUCUUCUGCUUCCACUUGCUGAUUUUUAUGUGAUGACGUUGAUGUGUUCUGAGCGGGGCUCCUCGCUCGCACCUCCUUGGAUCCGCGUCGUUAGCAAUUAUCUCUCUCUCUCUCUCUUUAUCCGCCUGCGUUCGGAAAGCUGGUGUUCGCGGUUCAUUCAUGAUUUCUCUCCAGGCAGAGCUGGUGUUUUGGCGAUUGAUCGAAACUUGCAAGUUGCAACUGAUGAAGAUCCAUGUUUCGUUACAGCAGUCGAGUUCUAAUCGUGGGAUUUCAGCGCACCGCCAAUUGGUUAAUUCGAAUCUUAUCAGCGAGCUUCUGAUAAAAAUAGUCAAAUCAGCCACGUGAGCCUGGGGAGAAAAUCGGUUCCACUACAAAAAAAAAAAAAAAAAGAAGCUGCAUUUUUGUUCGCUGCCGGAGAGCCAUGAAGCCAUUGAUGAUAUCCUUUUCCCGACGGCACUGCGCGGAGUCGGUGAAUGUGUACAUUUGUCACUAGUCGCGUGGAUUUCGUUUUUUGCAGAAGUUUUGGACGACGGUCUUUUGAGUUACCGAAAAUAGGAUAAACGCAAACCUCGAAAUCGGCUUUCUUGGCUUUUUUGUUGUUGUUGUCUUGUGCCCUGUCGCCGGAUUUUUAGUCGUUUUCUCGUUGGGGGAGUUUUUUUUUCAGUGUCAUAUUCAGCGCUUUGCGUAUUGGUGGGAUAGAAAAUCAGAGCUUUGGAGAAUUUCUGGUUCGCAAGUUUUACGCCAAAUCGGUUUUAUGCUUUUUCGGUCCCGCAACUGCAAAUGUGGUGGCAUCAGCGGAUUCGGUUUCCAUCAAGCGACAUUUUGUUUGUUUUCCCCCCUCCCCGUUGAGGUGCCAGUCUUAGAAGAAUAAACGCUGCGUGAGAAAUUUCGACAUGGUACUGCGCGCAAGUGGCUCAUAUCACGAUUUUCGAUUCGCCCCGCCGCGGUUCAGCGACUAGGGUCUCUCCUGUGAUCGGUUCAUCCUUCCCGACGGCAAUUCCUUUUUCUUUUUUUGUUUCGUUUUUAUUUCGCGGCUUCGUUCGUGUCGGCGGAUAUUGAAGUGUUGCGGUGGCUCGUCGACGUUAGUGGCGCCUCGUCGGAAGGUGUAUUUUUUAUUUCUUUUUUUUCGGGGUACCGCUGUUCACUUGAACGAUUUCUUCGCUGAAAUAUGUUGUCCUACUGAGUGGGUCCAAGUUUUUGACGUUUGAUUUUGAUUUUUCCUUCUCGCGAGUGAUAGGAGAGGGAGUUUUUUGAAUCAAGUAAAGGAAAGAAAAAAAGAAAUUUGUGAAUUCGUGUUUUUUCUUCUCAGAACAUGUUCUUCCUUAUUGCCCAGAUGUUUGGUCCAGUAUAGAUAGAAAGGUUUUUUUUUU